Aspergillus steynii IBT 23096 is the source of this 1215-nucleotide messenger RNA. RefSeq lists its product as uncharacterized. Lineage: Eukaryota; Fungi; Ascomycota; Eurotiomycetes; Eurotiales; Aspergillaceae. The transcript has 3 exons. Bases 1 to 1098 code for a protein of 365 amino acids. The record is from RefSeq and is a predicted model, not a curated record.
AUGGAUUCAGGCAGGAAGCUUCCUGAAAACCCCGCCCGAUGGACUGAGUGGGCAGAGGAGGAAGACGUUCGUGGCAAACCAAUCCACGAGGAGAAAUUAUCUUCUGCCUCUAAGAUCACACUGCGUCAGUACUUGCUUCUGCGUGUCCUUUGGACGGGACCAUUUAAGAAGUUGGAUUACCAGUGGCUUGACCUGGAAAGGUGGAUGAAGCAAGCCGAAGAGAUGCUCGAGUCCCACCACUCCUGGAAGGUCUACCUCGAUAGCUUCGGUGGCAAGCCUGGGGAGGGCAAUUUCUUCUUAGUUACAACAUCGCAGGCCGAUGCAGCAAAUGUUAAGAGCGAAGAAAUCUCCCAAGAUGUCAUGUUCUCGCCAAUUUCCAAGCACACGCGCCAGAAGUCUCGUGAAAGACGUGAGCAGAAUCAAACGCCAACCAAGUCGAUCUCUUCUUCUAUCGGACGACUUGCCCUAUAUGAUAAGUCUACUGCGCCAGCCACCCCGAUAGUGGACGAUGAAGACGAAACAUCCUCCGAACCAGAACCCAUGUCAACGGGAUACUCUCUGGGCCCUAAGGAGAUCCGACACGAGAUGUACCCCAAACUCGAGGACGAGCAAAUCGUCAACAUUGCCACGAAGCAACUGAAAGCCAAGUUCAAGGAUGCAGAGUACGAGGCCAGGACAGAUGGAUAUCUUCGAGGGAAAGCCCGUAAGGAGGUGCGCGCCUUGAUCGAGGUCAAGGCACCCCUUCGGGAGAGCAGCCAGGCAGAAAUCCGUAUGCAGGAGAGUGCGCAGAUGGUCGCAUGGCUCAAAGAGAGCCCCCAUGCUCCCAAGAUGCUUCCAUUCCGGCGUUUCCAUGUAUCACAGGACCGCCACGAGAUCUGGCUGAGCUUCGCAGAGUACGAUAGGGAGUACAUCAAAUACAUUGAGGAUGGAUCUCAAAAUCCCAACCGCCCUCUAUCGUUUUUGACUAUGCACGAGUUCGGACCCUUCAACACCCUCAAAAAAGAGCAUAUGGCCAAGCUUGGACCUAUCCUGCUCGCGCUCACCUUGCGCGCCGACCAUGAUCGCCGAGAAGAGCAGGGGAAACCUCAACCAUUGUGAUUUGACUGGUAGAGGGUGGGUGGGAGAUGAUUCAGGGACUCAGAAAUACAGAAAAGUUUUGUGAGACGGAAAGGUCCAAUUAGAUCAGCUUCUAGCCUGAGAGGUUGGCACAUUCCA